Molecule: messenger RNA, 1746 nt
Organism: Penicillium nucicola
Lineage: Eukaryota; Fungi; Ascomycota; Eurotiomycetes; Eurotiales; Aspergillaceae
Product: tannase and feruloyl esterase
Exons: 2
Coding region: 1-1746 (581 amino acids)
Source: RefSeq, a predicted model, not a curated record
AUGCAGAAAGCUCUGUCCCUUCUUGCAUGGUCAGGCGUAGCCUAUGCUGCUUCUUUGCGCAGCGCAUGCACUGUCUCCCAUGUUCGCGAUUCCUUGCCCGAAGACAAUUACAUCCUCGGCGUUACCUUUGAUCAUUCGUCGGUCACUGCCAAUCCCGUUUACAACUCCUCUCACUCUGGAGAGACUUUCUUCCCGGAUGCAACCAUCAACUUCUGCAAUGUGACCUUUUCAUACACCCACACGGGAUCUGAUCAAUCCGUGAUUGUCGGUUACUAUAUGCCCUCGCCUGAGAGUUUCAAGAACCGUUUCCUCGCUACUGGAGGUGGUGCGUACGCCAUUCAGUCUGGAUCUAUGUCGGCUCCUGGCGGUGUGAUGUAUGGCGCUGUCUCUGGAUUUACAGAUGGAGGAUUUGGCAGCAUGGACACCGACUUUGACGACGUUUUCCUGCUCAACAACGGCACUAUCAACUGGCCUUCUGUGUAUAUGUUUGGCUACGAAGCCAUCAAGGAGAUGACCGUCAUCGGCAAGCAGCUGACCAAGAAUUUCUACGACGUUGCCAGCAACAGCAAGGUGUACUCGUACUACCAGGGUUGCUCCGAGGGUGGUCGUGAGGGCUGGUCUCAGGGCCAGCGCGCGGGCAAAGAGUACGACGGUUUAAUCAUUGGAGCACCGGCCAUUCGCUAUGGACAGCAGCAAGCUAACCACAUUUACUCAAACAUUGUGGAGAAGACUCUCGACUACUACCCCCCUCCAUGCGAGCUGGAAAAGAUUGUCAACGAGACAAUCUCCGCCUGUGAUCCUCUGGACGGGCGUUCCGACGGUGUUGUCUCUCGCUCUGAUCUUUGCCAGCUGCAUUUCAAUAUGACUUCGAUCAUCGGAAAGUCGUAUUAUUGUGCUGCCUCCACCAGCAGUAGCCUUGGUCUUGGCUUUGGCAAACGCCAGCUUUCGACCGAGCCAGCUCAGAAUGGUACGGUGACGGCCGAGGCUGUUGCGGUUGCUCAGACAAUUGUUGAUGGCUUGUAUGACUCCCAAGGACGCCGUGCCUACAUCUCUUAUCAGAUGGGUGCCUCGUUUGAUGAUGCUGCGACCAGCUACAACUCCACCACCGGCGAAUGGGGAUUGGAUAUUGCUGGUGCUGGUGGUGAAUGGAUUGCUCGCUUUUUGGAGUUAAACGAUGAAGACAACUUGUCCACCUUGGAGGGCGUCACCUAUGAUACGCUUGUAGGCUGGAUGAAGCAGGGCAUGACCAGAUACAUGGACUCGCUGCAAACCACUCUGCCUGAUCUGACUGAGUUUUAUGAUAACGGUGGCAAGAUCAUCCACUACCAUGGCGAGCAGGAUGCGUCAAUUCCCACGGGAUCAUCCAUUCACUAUUACAACUCUGUUCGUCAAACGAUGUAUCCGAACAAGUCGUACAACUCAAGCACCAGCGCUCUCCAGGAAUGGUAUCGCCUCUUUUUGGUUCCUGGAGCUGCCCAUUGUGCUACAAAUACCGCUCAGCCUAACGGACCCUUCCCGCAGACCAACUUCGAAGUCAUGUCUCGUUGGGUUGAAAAGGGUAUUGUGCCUCACACACUGAACGCUACCAUUCUCCAGGGUGAGAAUUUGGGAGACAACGAGCAGCUUUGUGCCUGGCCUCUUCGUCCUUACUGGAGGGACGGUAAGACCUUGACCUGCGAGUACGAUCAGGCUUCGAUUGACACCUUUGACUACAACUUUGAUGCGUACAAGUUGCCCUUGUACUAG